This is a messenger RNA of Gregarina niphandrodes, 999 nucleotides long. RefSeq names its product LEM3/CDC50 family protein. Bases 1 to 999 code for a protein of 332 amino acids. The record is from RefSeq and is a predicted model, not a curated record. The transcript is spliced from 2 exons. Gene Ontology annotation, cellular component: endoplasmic reticulum; plasma membrane; Golgi apparatus. Lineage: Eukaryota; Apicomplexa; Conoidasida; Eugregarinorida; Gregarinidae.
AUGACAGAGCGCAAUUACAAUGGUGGUCGCAACACGGUGGAUUGGCCGGGAGGGACCUGGUGGGUGUUACGGCCAGUCUGGCUGGUAUCGGUACUGUCGUCCGUGGGUACGGUGUUGUUAUCUGCCGGAGUUUACCUGAUCGUGAACUCAAGUUCUCUGGUUGAGUGUGGCAUUGAGUACAGCGACUCUCCAGUGGAAUGUGGUGCCGGUUGCGAGCAAAUCUUGUCCAUCACUCGAGACCACUGCAGCGGAAACAUUGGCAGCCAUCGCCAGCUGACUGAAGAUCCGACCACCGGAGAAUUGAUCUUCCGGGACGUCGACUACAUUAAGGGACCAAUAUUUACCUAUUACAGACUGGACGGCUUUGGUCAAAAUCUCAGCACCUUCCGCUCCAGUCGCGUCCUAGCCCAAUUGAAAGGAAACUCAAUUACCGACCGUAACCGCUUGAGCCUCUGUGAGCCGGCCGUUUCCGCUCCUAAUAACUACCUUAUAUUAACGCCUUGUGGUAUAGCUGCAAGAUCGGUCUUCAACGAUACCUUUGUGCCCUUCAAGUACUGUCAAACAGGUGUACGCGACUGCAAGAUUUACUACAACUAUCGGCAGCGGGUUCAAGACAUUUUGUGGCCGAAUGACGAGGAGUAUUUAUUCAAGAACCCAAGCGGCAACUUGACCGUGUUCCUGGACGAGUGGCUGGACGAGGAGAUAUUCCCGGGACGCAUGGAGAAUGCGCACUUUCAAGUCUGGAUGAGGGACAGUGCGCUCCCGAACUUCCUCAAGGCCUACGGUGUCAUCGACGACGAUGUCGACCUCCCGCUGCACAUCCAGGUAACCAACCGCUAUCCGAUUACGAGCUACGGAGGACACAAGUACUUCAUCAUCACCCAACUCUCGUAUCUCGGCGGCCGCUCUGCCUUCCUUGGCACGCUCUACUCCGUGGUCGGAGCCAUCAUCAUACUACUGGCCAUUAUCCCAGCCAUCAUCAAAAUCGUUAAAGCAUGA